AUGGUCACGGACACAUACACAGCUGAGUUACCCGACAAUUUCAUCCACCAAGUCCUCUCUCUCCUUUCCACCAAACACGCCGUCCGGGCCGGCAUUCUUUCGAAGGAAUGGGGGCACUUAUGGUCUUCGGUUCCUGUGUUAGAUUUCGACGAGGAUGAGGAUGUGCAGCCAUCUGCUGAUAACUGUAAGCUUAAACGAAAAAUGUUCAUCAACUUCAUGAGAAGGUGUUUGAAGCGCCGUGGAAAAGAUGAGUCUAACAUUGAGAAGUUUAGGCUUCACAUGAGGUACUUUGGAGGUGCUACUAUUGUAAACAAGUGGUUGAGUUUAGCGGUUGAGAGGAAUGUUAAAGAGCUACAAAUCUCCUUUAUAAGAGAAAGAGAAUCCGGGGUGAGAUCUUACAGACCCUUCUACUUACCACAAGCAAUUCUCAACAAUGCAAAAUCCUUAACCACCCUAAAGUUGCAGAGUGUGACUGUGAAGGACAGCAUUGACCCUAUAAACCUUCCUUCCUUGAAAACUAUGUCCCUAAAACUAGUGCAAUUCAGGAGUACCUUGUCAUUCUUGCACUUAAUUUCCGGAUGCCCUUCUCUUGAGCAUUUCUUGUUAACUUCGUGCACUGGCCUCUCGGAUCUUAAGAUUUUGAGUUUGAGCCUCAAAUCCUUGGAAGUUGUUGAUUGCGACGUGCGGGGUAUUCAAGUUGAAGCUGAGAAUCUCGAAUCUUUUAAGUUUCAUGGAAACGUUUUUAGCCGGUAUAUGUGGCACAUCUUUAACAUUUUCUCAUGUCAAAGAGUUAGAAGCAUUGAGUUCUCUGACAUAUUCUUGACAAGCGAAUGGUGUGAAGGCUUCAAUUCGAGUUUUCCCCUGCUCGAGAGUUUUAUUUUGCAUAAAUGCCACUGGAAUUCCUGGGAACACAUAAAAUUCUUUAGCCAGAACCUGAAACGUUUUGAAUUUUCUGAUUCAGAACCCGUCAAGCCUUUCUUUUCUAUGAACUUUCCAAAUUUAUUGGAGGCUAGAAUCGACCUCUCGCAUAGACCUGGGGGGUCUGCUGGUCUCUUUCCAUGA
Molecule: messenger RNA, 1062 nt
Organism: Rosa rugosa (rugosa rose)
Lineage: Eukaryota; Viridiplantae; Streptophyta; Magnoliopsida; Rosales; Rosaceae
Product: F-box/FBD/LRR-repeat protein At3g52680-like
Exons: 1
Coding region: 1-1062 (353 amino acids)
Molecular function (GO): protein binding
Source: RefSeq, a predicted model, not a curated record